CUUGAUAGCAAACCACCCGCCGUCACCUGCCGCCCUUAGCUGUAGCAUGGCACCUGAUGCGAAGAGGCUCAAGACAGAGGAUGCCCCCCCGGCGGGGGUCGUCGUUUGCGAUAACUUGAUCGGCGGAGAGAGCACCCCCCCGCUUUCCGGAACAUACCUGGAUGUAGUAUCCCCCUCAGAUGGCACCGUCCUCGGAAGAGUCGCCAUGUCGGGGCAGAAGGAGGUCGAGGUCGCAACAGCCCGUGCGGAGGAGGCGUUCGUGGGGUGGAGCGGCAUGACGGCGAAGAGCCGCGCGGCCGUCAUGUUUAGAUUCCACUCCCUCCUCGAGAAGCACGCCGACGAGCUGGCGGGCUUGGUCGUGGCGGAGAACGGCAAGAACAAAGCGGAGGCGCUGGCGUCGGUGGCCAAGGGGAACGAGACUGUCGAGUGGGCGUGCUCCAUGCCUCAGCUCAUGCAGGCAAGAGAGAGAGCGACACAUAUGCAACGUGUGUCUUGUGCUGUGCUGUCGCUUCUCGGGAAGAUCCUCCAAGUUAGCCGGGGCAUCGAGUGCCGGGACCUGAGGGAGCCGCUGGGGGUCGUCGCCUGCUUAGUGGUUGCUACAGUACAUCUCAUCGAGGAGGGGGAUAUCAACACUGCCCUAGCAGGAGUCCUGGCAGAGAGGGCCUUGGGAACAUGUUGGAUGUUGGCCCUCGCUCUUUCGACACACUCUCCUCUUUUUCGUCGUGGCUACUGUGGAGACAUCAAGCUGGUGCCAAUGCUGCCGCUGACGAUCAUUGUCAGGUGGACGGUGCCGAUCGCCCUGACGGCGGGCAACUGCGUGAUACUCAAACCCUCGGAGAAGGUUCCGCUGACCAUGCGAAAGGUCGGACAGCUGCUCGGGGAGGCCGGGCUACCUCCAGGGGUUUUCCAGAUCGUGAACGGCGGCAGGGAGGCCGCGGAGGCUUUGUGCGACGCCGAGGCGGUCAAGGCUCUGACGUUCGUCGGGAGCAGCGGCGUGGCCAAGUCCGUGGCGGCGCGUUGCCACGCGGUCAACAAGCGGGUGCUGGCGCUCGGCGGCGCGGAGAACCACCUCAUCGCUCUCCCGGACUGCGAGGUCAUUCAGAAAUCCAAGGCUCUCGAGCCCGGCACCGAAGCGGGCAAGGUCGGGCCCGUGAUUAGCACAGCUUCACGAGACCACAUCGUCGGACGCAUCGGUGCGGCGGAGGCCAACGGGGGGGAGGUGCUCGUUGACGGGAGGGGAUGGUCGGAGCGGAAGCCGGGCACGUGGGUCGGUCCCACGGUGAUCGUCAAGAGCCGCAACGGCAACAAAGGCGACGGCAAGUCGGAGGAGAUCUUCGGACCGGUGCUGAUGGUCGUCAAGGUGGAUACGUGGCAGGAGGCCCUGGCGGUGGAAAACGCAUCUCCCUUCGGGAACGCCGCCUCGGUGUACACGUCGUCUGGGCCGGCGGCGGACUACUUCCAGACCCGCUUCCGGGCGGGCAUGAUAGGGGUAAACGUGGGCAUCCCCGUUCCGCGCGAACCGUUCGCCUUCGGCGGUUUGUCAGGGACGCUGAGCAAGUACGGCGACUUCGACGUCACUGCGGAGGGGGCGAUGGAGUUCUUCACCAAUCGCCGGAAGGUAGGGGGAGGCGGGGGGGCAUCAUAG
Molecule: messenger RNA, 1645 nt
Organism: Ectocarpus sp. CCAP 1310/34
Lineage: Eukaryota; Phaeophyceae; Ectocarpales; Ectocarpaceae
Source: the annotation of a GenBank genome assembly